AUCCAACGGUCGAAAUCUCCUCUCAUUUUCCCUUAAUAUAUCUCUGUGCAUAUAAAACUAACAUUUCCUCUACAAAAAUUAAAUUAAUAAUAAAGAAGAAAGCUAGCAGUGGCCGUUUCGAAAAAUCUCUGUUCUCCAUGUUUGCUCUUUUUUGAUACGGAUUGAUUUAUUUUGUGCUUUGGGCGAGUUUAUAUGGAGAUUGGUUAAGAGUUUCAGAGAUGGUCACUGGGAGCAACAUAGAUAUGUUACUGAGCCUAGACGAUCAUCUGCAAGGGCCCAAUGGUAAUUUAGAAGAUAAUUUGCAGAGUAAGCUAGAAUUGAUACGGCAAGCGCAGAGCAAUCAGCCCUUAAUUGAUCGAGAAAAGGGUCUCAAUAUAUUUAGGAGUGGCAGUGCUCCACCAACUGUUGAGGGAUCAUUAAGCGCUGUGGGUAGUCUUUUUAGGAACCCCAAUUUUAGUGACAAUAGUAGCAGUAAUAAUGAUAAUAGCGGCAAUAAUUUAGUUCUUACUGAUGAUGAAAUUCGCUCACAUCCAGCAUAUCUUUCAUAUUAUUAUUCUCAUGAUAACAUAAAUCCGAGACUACCCCCACCAUUGCUGUCGAAGGAGGAUUGGCGUGUUGCCCAAAGGUUUCAGGCUGGUGGGUCUUUGCGUGGAGGCGUUGGGGACUUGAGGAACAAGAAGUUGGUUGAUGACGGCAAUGAUUCAUCACUUUUUUCAAUGCAGCCAGGACGUUCUGUACAGAAGCUGGAGAAUGAUUUGAUGCAAUUAAGGAAUGCCAAUAGAAAUAAUUUCUCUAUGCAGAACUCUGCUGAGUGGCUUGAUAGGGGCUCAGGUGGUUUAACUGGACUACAGGGUGCUGGGAUUGGUGGGAGGAGGAAGAGUUUCGCUGACAUUCUUCAGGAAGGAAUUGAUAGACCCGCAUCUUUAUCAGGCCACCUAUCGCGACCCGCUAGUCAUAAUGCCUUUGGUGAUCUUGUAGGCACAACUGGGAUAUGUGAUCCCUGUCAACCUGGGUUCUGUGGUGGAUUGGAGUCUGUAGAGGGCUUGCGUUCUGGUUCUGCUUCUCUUGGCUUGGUAGGAGUUCAAAGCUAUGGAGCAGCUGUUUCUCAUUCGUUCUCAUCUGCUCUCGGUUCAUCACUGUCAAGAAGUACAACACCUGAACAGCAGCUAGUUGGGAGGUCUCCUAGUUCUGGUCUUCCCCCUGUGGCGAGCAGAGUUGUCCCUCUUGAGAAAAAGAAUAUUGUUGGCUCUACUACCCAGAGUGGUCAUUCUUCUGGCAUAACUGAGCUUGGUGAAAUUGCAGCUACAUUAUCUGGUUUAAACCUAUCAAACAUUAGGCAAGUAGAGCAGGGUAGUCAUAUAGAUCUGAACAGGCAGCCAGAUUUUCUUUUCAACACAUCCAAUGGUCAUCACCAUAUGCAGCAACAACUUGUAGAAAGAUCCAAUGCAGCAAAUCUCUCAUUUUCUUCCAACUACAUUGAUGUAGCAAGGAAAAAUGGGGUCCUGCCAAACCUUAGCACUUACGAGUUUAUUUCUCAUGGGGAAGUUAGUAUUCCCAAAAGAACUUCUUCUUUUGCAAAUCUUCACUCAAAAUCCUCAGGCCUAGGAGGUUUGAAAAGAUCAAAUGGUAAUCAUCAAAAUGCAAAUAUUCCAGAUAUGGAUUUUGAUGGCCGUGUACCUGGUGCCUACCCAAUCAAUCAGAAGCUGGAUUCAGUGCUGAAAAACCAUCUUGAUGCAGCUUUAGGUGGGUGUGGAAUUGGACACAUUUUGAAUAGAGCAGGAAAUCAAGUAGGGUCUGAUCUUCAUUCUCCAGUUAUGGAUGCACAUUAUAUUCAGUACUUACAAAGGGCUUCUGAUUAUGAAACACAUACAAAAGGCUCUGAGGUUAGAAACUGUUUUCCAACUUCACAUGGAGACUUGGAUGGGAUUCAGAAAGCAUACCUUGAAUCAUUGCUUGCUCAACAAAGCCAACAAUAUGAGCCUGCAAUAGUCAAGUCUGGCAAUUUGAAUCAGGGGUACCAUAAGAAUUCAUCAUGUAGUCUUGGCAUGCCAUAUCUGGGGAAUUCCAUGGUAAACUCUGUACUUCCCUCUAUUGGAUCUGGAAGUUUUCAGGAUGAGCGAGCUGCACAUUUUACUUCUAUGUUGGGAAACUCAAUGGGAGGAUCCAUUGGGCCAUGGCACUCUGAUAUUGGCAACAACGUGGAAAGAAGAUAUGCGUCAUCCUUACUAGAUGAGUUCAAGAACAAGACCAGGUCUUUUGAACUCUCAGACAUUGUUGAUCAUGUUGUUGAAUUCAGUACGGAUCAGUAUGGGAGUCGCUUCAUUCAGCAGAAACUAGAAACUGCUACGGUGGAAGAAAAGAACAAGAUAUUCCCUGAAAUUAUCCCGCAUUCUCGCACCUUGAUGACAGAUGUGUUUGGAAAUUACGUCAUACAGAAAUUUUUUGAGCAUGGUACAGAAUGUCAAAGAACAGAGUUAGCCAGCCAGCUUACUGGUCAUGUUUUACCUCUCAGCCUUCAAAUGUAUGGGUGCAGAGUAAUUCAGAAGGCCUUGGAGGUGGUUGAUGUGGAUCAGCAGACUCAAAUGGUGGCAGAGCUUGAUGGUUCAGUUAUGAAAUGUGUUCGUGAUCAGAAUGGUAAUCAUGUUAUUCAGAAGUGCAUAGAGUGUGUACCUGAAGUUCGAAUUCAGUUUAUUAUCUCAGCUUUCUAUGGACAAGUUCUGGCACUUUCCACCCAUCCUUAUGGCUGUCGCGUCAUUCAGAGGGUCCUGGAACACUGUAAGAACAUGAAUACUCAGCACAUUAUUAUGGAUGAGAUUAUGCAGUCUGUUUGCAUUCUGGCACAAGAUCAGUAUGGGAAUUAUGUUAUUCAGCAUGUCCUUGAACAUGGCAAACCACACGAACGAUCUGCUAUUAUUAGCAAGCUUGCAGGACAAAUUGUAAAGAUGAGUCAGCAGAAAUUUGCUUCUAAUGUUGUGGAGAAGUGCCUAAUUUUUGGUGGCCAUGAGGAGCAUCAAAUUUUGGUGAAUGAGAUGCUUGGCUCCACUGAUGAAAAUGAGCCUUUGCAGGCCAUGAUGAAAGAUCCAUUUGGAAAUUAUGUUGUGCAAAAAGUUCUUGAGACCUGUGAUGAUCGGAAUCUUGAGUUAAUUCUUUCUCGUAUCAAAGUUCACUUAAAUGCGCUGAAGCGUUACACUUUUGGUAAACAUAUAGUUUCUCGUGUCGAGAAGCUCAUUGCCACUGGAGAAAGACGCAUAGGACUCGCAUCCUCUUCUGCUCACAAGGCACUUUAACUAGAAACAUGGAAGGCCUUUUUUUUUUUCUUUGCCGCAGCUGAAAGACAGCAAAAAGGAGAGAAUUUUUGUACAGCUAACAUGGAAGGUGAUUUGCACAAGUUUGUCAUCUCAUCUUUAUUUUCUGCUAAGAUUAUAAUUGUAAAUAAACACUCAACUUUCAGGCCUACUGAAUAAGAUCCUCUUGUUAAUAUUUUUAUUGUAUAUUCAGCUCUUUCUGUGUAAUCUAUAAUUGGGAUUUCACAAGAAAUUAGGUAGUGAUCAGAAAGGCAAUUCUCGGUUGCUUACUGGUUUUUAAGAGCAUAAUAUCUAUAGCAUGUAAAGAGGCAUCAAAGUGUAAAUGUAUUUUCAGUUGGAAAGACGAUAGGUGGUGUAAGAAAUGAGUUUUAAGAAAUUAACUUUAGGACUUGCAAAGAUC
This is a messenger RNA of Hevea brasiliensis (rubber tree), 3705 nucleotides long. Its product is annotated as pumilio homolog 4. Bases 219 to 3287 code for a protein of 1022 amino acids. Gene Ontology annotation, biological process: post-transcriptional regulation of gene expression. Gene Ontology annotation, cellular component: cytoplasm. The record is from RefSeq and is a predicted model, not a curated record. The transcript has 12 exons. Gene Ontology annotation, molecular function: mRNA binding. NCBI's taxonomy places the organism in Eukaryota, Viridiplantae, Streptophyta, Magnoliopsida, Malpighiales, Euphorbiaceae.